AAAAUUUUCACUUUACUUAGCUGCUGCUUUUUUCUCAAGCACUCUUUAUUUCUUUUCAUUACUCUACUUCAUUUACACAUUCACAAUGUCUGCUCCUGUUAUUCUUCAUUUAAGGGCUGAAACCAAACCUUUAGAAGCUCGUGCUGCUUUGACUCCCAGUUCAGUCAAAAAACUCCUAGAAGUUGGCUUUAAAAUCUACGUUGAAAAAUCCUCUCAAUCAAUUUUCAGCAUUGAGGAAUAUAAAGAUGCCGGUGCUAUCAUUGUUCCUGAGGGUUCUUGGAAAACUGCUCCCAAAGACAGAAUCAUCAUUGGUUUGAAAGAAUUACCUGAUGAAACCUUUCCUUUAAUUCACACACACAUCCAGUUUGCUCAUUGUUACAAAAAACAAGCUGGUUGGCAGGAUGUUCUUAAAAGAUUUCCAGCAGGAAAUGGUUUGUUAUAUGAUUUAGAAUUUUUAGAAAAUGACCAAGGCAGAAGAGUUGCUGCUUUUGGUUUUUACGCUGGUUUUGCUGGUGCUGCUUUAGGUGUCAAAGAUUGGGCUUUCAAACAAAUUCAUUCUGACUCUGAAAAUUUACCAGCUGUUUCUGCAUACCCAAACGAAACCGAAUUAAUUGAUGAUAUUAAGAACGACCUUGCAGCUGUUCCAAAUAACCAAAAGCCAACAGUGCUAGUGAUCGGUGCUUUAGGUAGAUGUGGUUCAGGUGCAAUUAAAUUUUUACAAGAUGUUGGAAUUCCUGAUAAAAAUAUUAAAAAAUGGGAUUUGGAAGAAACCAAACCAGGUGGUCCAUUCAAAGAAAUUGCUGAUUCUGAUAUUUUCAUCAACUGUAUUUAUUUAUCAAAACCAAUUCCUCCUUUUAUCAACUAUGAUUUACUAAAUGCAAAAGAUAGAAAAUUAAGAACAAUUGUUGAUGUAUCUGCUGAUACUACAAACCCUCAUAACCCAAUUCCUGUUUAUAGGAUUGCAACCGUUUUCAAUGAUCCAACUGUUUUAGUGGAAACCACUCAGGGUUCAAAAAUAUCUGUUAUUUCAAUUGAUCAUUUACCAAGUUUGCUACCAAGAGAAGCAAGUGAAUUUUUUGCUCAUGAUUUAUUACCAAGUUUAUUAGAAUUACCAAACAAAGAAACCGCUAGAGUUUGGGUCAAAGCUGAAAGCUUGUUUAAAAAACAUGUUGCUGAAUUAAGGAGACAACACAAAUUAUAGAUUAUUACAAAUAUUCAUUUUAAUAUUAUUAUGAUUUUAACUAAUGCUAUGACUAUGAUUAUAAAUAUAUAAUCUAACUAUUUUUACGUAUAAAACUAUUCUAUUUCAAUAGCAGGCUUACUGGGAAAAGUUUGAUUCUGAUUCUUAUUUUUUGAAUUCUUAUUUGAAUUUUUAUUUUU
Molecule: messenger RNA, 1380 nt
Organism: Ascoidea rubescens DSM 1968
Lineage: Eukaryota; Fungi; Ascomycota; Saccharomycetes; Ascoideales; Ascoideaceae
Product: saccharopine dehydrogenase
Exons: 1
Coding region: 86-1201 (371 amino acids)
Cellular component (GO): cytoplasm
Molecular function (GO): saccharopine dehydrogenase (NAD+, L-lysine-forming) activity
Source: RefSeq, a predicted model, not a curated record